Messenger RNA from Coregonus clupeaformis (lake whitefish), 1868 nucleotides. Its product is annotated as shaker-related potassium channel tsha2. The coding region runs from base 232 to 1701 and encodes 489 amino acids. The record is from RefSeq and is a predicted model, not a curated record. Gene Ontology annotation, cellular component: membrane; voltage-gated potassium channel complex. The transcript has 2 exons. Gene Ontology annotation, biological process: protein homooligomerization; potassium ion transmembrane transport. Gene Ontology annotation, molecular function: protein binding; delayed rectifier potassium channel activity. NCBI's taxonomy places the organism in Eukaryota, Metazoa, Chordata, Actinopteri, Salmoniformes, Salmonidae.
GAGACACGGAGAGAGGAGACACGGAGAGAGGAGACACAGAGAGAGGACACGGAGAGAGAGAGAGAGCGGAGCCGUUUCCACCGUUCCACAAGUGACUGCUUGGACUUGUUUGUCACAACGCGCGGAAGGACUUAAAACCGCACGGGGUAGAGGGGGGAUUGGGGAAGGUAGGAGACGGACACUAGCGGGGACUGUGGAGAGAAAGAAGCUGUUGCUCGUCGGGGGAGAAACAUGACUGUAGUGGCCGGAGAGAACCACGAUGAGACCGUGGCACUAGCAGCCCUGUCCCAAGAUGUGUUCGACCCCGCGGACCAGCGGACGGACCAGGAGUGCUGCGGGCGCGUGGUCAUCAACAUCUCCGGGCUGCUCUUUGAAACCCAACUGAAAACGCUCGCGCAGUUCCCCGCCACUUUACUGGGGGACCCGAGGAAGAGGAUGCGCUUCUUCGACCCACUGAGGAACGAGUACUUCUUCGACAGGAACCGACCCAGCUUCGACGCCAUCCUCUACUACUACCAGUCUGGCGGGCGCCUCAGGAGACCAGCCAACGUCCCCUUGGACAUAUUCAUGGAGGAGAUCAAAUUUUACCAAUUAGGAGAAGACGUGAUCGAGAAUUUUAAGGAGGACGAGGGAUUUAUAAAAGAAGAGGAGAGACCGUUGCCCGAAAAUGAGUUCCAACGGCAGGUCUGGCUGCUAUUUGAAUACCCGGAGAGCUCGGGACCCGCCCGAGGGAUAGCUAUAGUGUCUGUUCUGGUGAUUUUGAUUUCCAUUGUCAUCUUCUGCUUGGAGACGCUGCCUGAGUUUAGGGAUGAAAAGGAGAAGAACUGGGACGCUGAGCUGGCGAUGAAUGGGACUACCCGCGCCAAGAAGCCCAAUCCAUUCACGGACCCUUUCUUUAUAGUGGAGACCCUGUGUAUCAUCUGGUUCUCCUUUGAGCUGUUAGUGAGGUUCCUAGCCUGCCCCUCCAAGCCCGCCUUUUUCAAAAACAUGAUGAACACCAUCGACAUCGUGGCCAUCAUCCCCUAUUUCAUCACCCUGGGCUUGGAGCUGGCGGAGCACCAAGGGAACGGACAGCAAGCCAUGUCUCUGGCCAUCCUCAGGGUCAUCCGGCUGGUCAGGGUGUUCAGGAUCUUCAAGCUGUCCAGACACUCCAAGGGUCUCCAGAUAUUGGGACAAACCCUCAAAGCCAGUAUGAGAGAGCUGGGGCUCCUCAUCUUCUUCCUCUUCAUCGGAGUCAUCCUCUUCUCCAGCGCUGUCUACUUCGCCGAGACCGACGACCCAGACUCCGGCUUCAGCUCGAUCCCCGACGCCUUCUGGUGGGCUGUGGUCUCCAUGACAACCGUGGGCUACGGGGACAUGUGCCCGGUGACCAUAGGGGGCAAGAUCGUGGGCUCUCUGUGCGCCAUAGCCGGUGUGCUCACCAUCGCGUUACCGGUCCCCGUCAUCGUGUCCAACUUCAACUACUUCUAUCACCGGGAGACUGAGCACGAGGAGCAGUUCCAAUACACCCAUGUGACGUGUGGCCAGCAGCAGCAAUCGUCGUUUGGUGAAUUAAAAAACAGUGACAGCCAACCGUCGCUUUCCAAAUCGGACUGCGUGGACAUGGAGGACGCUGACUCUAUCAAAUAUACCAACUGCAGCCCCCACAAAGCGCACUGCAGCCCGCACAAAGGGUACACGGGGAAACUCACUGAUGUAUGAUUGUAGAACAAACAGAAAACUACGCAUCAAUGGAAAAACACGCAUAUCCUAGAAGAUAUGCAGAGAAACCAUGCGUUUCUUUCUGAAAAGAAAGAAAGAUGAGCAGCCCUCCUCUAGAAUACACCGCCUGGACAACAUCCCUGACAGGACAUAGAAUACACCGCCUG